Messenger RNA from Selaginella moellendorffii, 1114 nucleotides. RefSeq names its product polyadenylate-binding protein RBP47. Gene Ontology annotation, cellular component: cytosol. The record is from RefSeq and is a predicted model, not a curated record. Gene Ontology annotation, molecular function: mRNA binding. The coding region runs from base 19 to 1077 and encodes 352 amino acids. Lineage: Eukaryota; Viridiplantae; Streptophyta; Lycopodiopsida; Selaginellales; Selaginellaceae. The transcript has 6 exons.
UGGAAGUUUAUUUGCGGCAUGGAGCAGCAGCCGGGCGCGACGCAAGCGCAAGCUCGGGACGAUGUUCGCAGCCUUUGGAUCGGCGAUUUGCAGUACUGGAUGGACGAGAGCUAUCUCAAGAGCUGCUUCCCGCAAUCCACGAUCGUGUCCACCAAGGUGAUUAGAAACAAGAUAACCGGCCACCACGAAGGCUAUGGAUUCGUGGAGUUUGAAUCACACGCUGCCGCCGAGAAAGCGCUCCAGAGUUUCACCGGGGCCGUGAUGCCGCGCACCGAGCAAGCGUUUCGGCUGAAUUGGGCUUGCGUCGGAGGUGACAAGCGCGACUCUGGAGCCGAUGACUCCAUCUUUGUGGGGGACCUUGCGGCGGACGUGACCGACGCGAUGCUGCUCGAGACUUUCAAGAGCCGGUAUCCUUCGGUGAAGAGCGCCAAAGUUGUCAUGGAUGUCAACUCCGGGAGGUGCCGAGGCUAUGGAUUUGUGAGGUUUGGAGACGAGGCCGAGAAGAGCUCGGCAAUGACGGAGAUGCAUGGAGUCUACUGCUCUUCCCGGCCGAUGAGAAUACGUACUGCUACGCCGAAAAAGCAAACUCAACAGCACCCUGUACAAAGAGUUUCGUAUCAGCUGGUCCCUGCCUACGCAAUGCCCGCUCCGGCAGGUGAGGACGACUUUACAAACACGACCAUUUUUGUAGGCGGCUUAGACCAGAAUGUCUCGUUGGACGACUUGAAAGACGUCUUCUCCCCGUAUGGUGAGAUCAAGUACACCAAGAUCCCCCCGGGUAGAGGCUGCGGCUUUGUACAGUUCAUGACGAGGGCCAGUGCUGAAGAAGCAUUGAAGCAAGUCCAUGGCUCCGUCAUAGGCCAGCAAACUGUCCGAUUGUCUUGGGGGCGUCACCCCGCGAACAAGCAGAGGCUCUCGUCGUCUGCACUGCCGUGGUACCAGCCGCCGUUUGAUUCUCAAUGGAACGCGUUCUACCCCUACAACCAUAGCCAGGCUCCGUACGCUUACCUCUAUCCGCAAGAUCCGGCGCUUGUCUAUACUACUGGUUACCAGGUGUACGGCCAGCAAGUAAACUAAAAACAUAAUAGAACAAAACGACUCCAUGUUGACUUUA